Molecule: messenger RNA, 1245 nt
Organism: Auanema sp. JU1783
Lineage: Eukaryota; Metazoa; Nematoda; Chromadorea; Rhabditida; Rhabditidae
Source: the annotation of a GenBank genome assembly
AUGUUUUUAACAUUUCCACAUCACUUCUCCCUACCUGUACUUCCAUCCUCAACCAAUUCCACAGUAUCGAGCAUUAACUCUGAAGCUCCUCUUCCCAUGAAUGAUCAGAAAGCAGAAAAAUCGCGACCACUUCGUUGUAAUGAAUUAUGUGCUGUAUGCGGUGAUCACUCAACUGGAUAUCACUAUGAAGUUCCAAGCUGUAAUGGAUGUAAAACCUUCUUUCGCCGAACAAUUAUUUCCGAAAGAACAUUUAAAUGUCAUAAAAAUGGAAAUUGUAUGUUUACCAAAGAUAUCCGAUGUGCUUGUCGGUCUUGUCGAUUCAAGAAAUGCCUCGAAGUUGGAAUGAAUCCACGAGCAAUUCAAACGUCAAGACCAGGCUUCUCCCCGAAAGAGGCUUCUCCACUAAGCUCGUCAAGUCCGGAACCUAUGAGUAAAAAGAGAGCCUACGACAUAAAUUCUUUGUUGGAUAUGCAGAAAGCAUCCUGUUCCACGUCUGCAUGCUCAACAUCAGCUUCUCCAUCUUCACCAGAGCCAAAAGCUCAGAUUAUAGAUAAAGAGCAAAUCCAACGUAUUAAUGAAAUUAUGAAUUUGGAAGACCGUCUAGAUUAUCUUCGAAAAUCGAACUUUACAGCUUCGCGCAAUCUAUUGGAUUUGUUGACGAAACCGUGUGCUCUUGAUGAUAUCACGAAAUACGAGCCGUCACCACUUCAUUUCGUUGGUAAUCAAGACAUUGAUUUCGAUAAAGAAGCAACUUAUGUAAUCGAAUAUAUUAAAUCAUUCAGUUGGUUCCGAGAAAUGUCUUUCGGCGAUAAGUGCGCACUGCUCUGUGAUCGAGCACCACCAUUGGUGACAUUAAGGAUUGCGUAUAAGAGAUCAAUAAGACCACAUGAUUAUGACGACUUCUACAGCUCCACGUUAGAAAGUGUUGUUUCCACUAUGCAACGACUGGAUAUUGAUAGAAAAACAUUUGCAUUAUUGAAUAUUGUUAUGUUAUUGGAUUGCUCGAGUUACGUCCUUAGUGCACAAGCGAAGGAAGUCUUAACGGAAGAAAGAAUGAAACUGUUGUAUUGUUUAAGAGUAAAUUUAUUUCAAAAAGCCACAUCGACAGCAGCUUUGUUAUUAGCUGACCAUCUUUCUCUUAUGUGGACGAUUCUCAAAGUAGCUGCGAAGUUUCGAAGUGAAAUUGUGAAGAAUGUGCCUGUAAAUAGUCUAACAAGACAGUUGUUUGAAGUUGUACAUUUAUAA